Dermacentor albipictus is the source of this 5505-nucleotide messenger RNA. Its product is annotated as beta-hexosaminidase subunit alpha-like. The record is from RefSeq and is a predicted model, not a curated record. Gene Ontology annotation, biological process: carbohydrate metabolic process; ganglioside catabolic process; glycosaminoglycan metabolic process. Gene Ontology annotation, cellular component: membrane; lysosome. Gene Ontology annotation, molecular function: beta-N-acetylhexosaminidase activity. NCBI's taxonomy places the organism in Eukaryota, Metazoa, Arthropoda, Arachnida, Ixodida, Ixodidae.
GCUGCCUCGCUGUUCUCGUGACUCCCACAUAUCAGCUCUUCGUCCUGCGUUUUUUUAGGGUUUCUUUCAGUCCCAUGUUCGACGGCGUGUGUUCUCACGUCGCAGCAGUUUCUGUUUCUUUUCUCUUCAAUCACGAGCCAACCGGCUUGCGAAGAAAGCUCUCCGGCCAUCGCGCGAGCUUUGCUCGGCGCUGCACCCCUUGCACCGGCGAGUCGUUCGACGAGCCCCGGAUCGCCGCAGGAAUAAGCGGAGGUCGGGCGACGAGAGUCAAACUGGUUUACAAUCGGCGGGACUCUGUAUAGCGAGUCGGCGACAACAACCAGUGCGACCGACCUGCCGCCCCGGACAGAUCGGCUUAGCAGGCCCCGGCGACGCAGCAGCAAGCAGCUCGUCGCGUUCUCGUCGUCUGAGCGACGCAAGCGAGCGAGCGAGCGAGCGAGCGAGCGUGCGUUCAGCCACAUACGUCAGAGUAGAGUGUCAUCCAGUCAGCUGUUGGAGAUCACGGGCCUCCCCGUUGACUGCGUCCUGGACGAGUUUUAUUUUAAUUUUUACUCACCGCGUUUUGAAACCACGCGUUUCGAACUCGUACAGCGAGUGGGCUCCGAACGAGAAGCGCAAUGACUUCGUCGCUGCUCAAGAUCGUGCUUCUUCUGGCGCCGGUGUUACUGGCCUACGCUUUCAUAACCUACAUAGAAGUUCGCCUGCCGCUUCCGGGCAAGCGGCCUCCUCCGGGCUCCCCGUGGCCCGCGCCCCAGCGAUGGCAGUCGUGGCCGCUACAGCGGAGCCUGGACCCGGACACAUUUGCCCUGAGUUCGGCAGCUGCCGACUCGUGCGACGUGGUGGCCAAGGCUCUGGAUCGAUACCGCAAACUCGCCUUCCUCGGCGACGCCCGAAGAGGAUCUGCAGGAGUAGAGGGCAUCUUGGCCGUCGUCGAUCAUGGAGUCCUUCCCGCGCUCAGGGUCGAAGUGGCCCACUACCAGGGACAGGAACACUGCGGCUACCCGCAGCACAAGGAGGACGAGAGCUACACACUCAACAUACCCGAGCAGGGAGAUGCAAUGCUUACGUCUCAAACCGUGUGGGGCGCUUUGCGCGGACUUGAAACAUUUGCUCAGCUCGUUCACCAAGAUCCUGUCAGCAAAGCGUUUCUUAUCAACGUCACCGUCAUCGAUGAUUUUCCCAGAUUUUCGUACAGAGGUCUGCUGCUCGAUUCAUCGAGGCACUUUCAACCUAUGAAGGUUCUCAAGCAAAACUUGGAUGCCAUGGCCUACAACAAAUUCAACGUCUUCCACUGGCACCUUGUCGACGACCAGUCGUGGCCACUGGAAAUGGCGACGUACCCAAACCUGACACAGAGCGCGUACUCUCCGAGGCACGUGUACAGCCGCAAGGACGUCCAGGACCUCGUCGAGUACGCUCGGCUGCGUGGGAUCCGCGUCAUCCCUGAGAUCGACACUCCGGGACACACGCAAGCCCUGGGAAAGAUAUUCCCCGAUAUUCUCACGGCGUGCUACUCCAACGGUACCCGUGGUAAAGCCGACUAUCCAAAUCACGCCGCAUUUGAGAUGCUCAACCCCACGCAGAACUACACGUACGACGUCAUGAGAAACAUCUUUCGAGAAGUCUUCGAGACUUUCAAAGACAAGUACAUCCACCUGGGCAUGGACGAGGUUUACUAUUCCUGCUGGGAGUCAAGCCCCGAGAUCGCCGAGUUCAUGCGGGAGCAAGGUUUCGACGCCGUCAACCAGGUGGAGCAGUACUACGUCAAGAGAACGCUGGCCAACGUCCAGGCACUCGGCGCCAAGUACAUGAUUUGGCAGGAUCCCAUCGACAACGACGUUAACGCGGCCAACGACACUCUGGUUGGCGUGUGGAAGGACGCCUCGCUGGAUAUUAAGAUGAAACGCUGGCAGGACUACAUCAAGCCGAUUGCCCGCAAGGGGUACCAAAUGGUACUGUCCGCCUGCUGGUACCUCAAUUACAUCAGCUACGGCGAGGACUGGAAGAAGUUCUACCAGUGCGAUCCGCGCAGCUUCGAAGGCACCGAAGCUGAGAAGGAUUUGGUUGUCGGCGGCGAAGCCUGCAUGUGGGGCGAAUACGUCGAUGGCACAAACCUGAUUCCCAGGCUGUGGCCUCGCGCUUCGGCAGUCGCCGAGCGUCUCUGGAGUAGCGCUGACGUCAACAACACGGACGACGCCAGUUUCAGGCUGGACCAACAGCGCUGCCGCAUGCUCAGGCGUGGUAUACCGACGCAGCCAAUUUUGAACGGCUACUGCGGCGACUAUGAAUGGGAUCUGGACACUCCGUACCACAUCGAUUAGACGCGCUGACGACUUAGUGAAUAACAUAUCUAAUCGCCUAUCAUCCGCUCUUAACGUUUAAGUAAUUGAUUCAAGACAUCGUCACGUGUGCAGUAUGUCGAAGGCCACCUCCGGAGUACUUCCCGUUCUUGUGUUACCAGUGAUACUCUUCAAUCUGGACUCGGAGACGGAAAACGUUAUAAGGUUGCAAACAAUUAGGCUAUGUUUGACACACAACACGGAAAUGUUUUAAGUAUUUCCCCACAUUUGAUGUGAUAAUAGCCAUUCCUGCUGCCACCAUGUGUUUUUAUCGCCAAAUUCCGAUGGCACUACCGAAUUGUGACUGCUGUUUCUAUUGAAAGUUGUCGAACUCUUUGACGAGGAUGGAGUUAAUAGACCACACAAUUUUAGUAGGUGCAAUGCAGUCCUUGUUUCUGGGUGCUAUGCGGUGAGCUAUAAACCAUGUUCGCAAGCCUUCAGUGGUGUGACUACGAGAGGGAGAGAGAGAGAGACAAAGAGGAGGAAAGACAGGGAGGUUAGCCAGUGUAAGUACCGGCUGUCUACCCUGUGCUGGGGAAAGGGGUAAAGGGAAUAAAAGGAGAAAGAAGAAGAAGAGCUUACGAGAGCGCUAAAGUAUAGGCAAGAGCGAACGCAAGCUUAAUGCACUUCAACUGCCAAAUUGUGCUCGAAGCGUGGCAUCCCGGCCACAAGCCAAGCAAUGAACAAAGAAUAAAUGAAUAAAAUGUUAUACCAACAUGCUUUUACGCAUCUUGUGCCUAGCACGUAGCGUUUAACGCUCGCUAAAUCCCUGGGGUUUCGUAAUAGCGCGAGCUGUACUUUUUGCAUGAGUCAACAGAUUGCACCAGCGAUGCAAGCACCACGGUCAACAAGCGAAAGCAGAGCUGCUUCAAAGAACUUUUAUCCACUUGUAGACACCACCACUGUGCGGGAAAAGGCUAAGGAAAAUGAAUGCCUUUUUUUUGCUCGGUUGAUUGAACGAUAGGCUCUCACAUAAUCGCAUUAUUAUCGCCUAUGGUAACGUGCUUUAAUACUGAUAUCGAAAUGAUUUUUGUGCUAGCAUGACGAAGCCGCUAGGUUGUUUGAGUCGCCGUGUAAAGAUAAAAUAGGCGCUUUGAAACUAAUGACCCGACACAAAUUUCCAAAGAUUCAAGAUUCUUACAGAGUUAAAUGAGGCACGUAUACAUUAAAGAAUAAUAAUAAAAAACAAACUAGAAUAUAAAAAUGCUGUAAUUGUUACCAAAUAUUGGAUAUGCUUUACAUUAAACGUACACAUUCGGGUAAAUGGCGGGAACUGAUCAUGGCAAUCAGCGAAUGGAGCAUGAGAUUACACCACUGUACAGCAUUCUUUUUUAUUCAAAGAUUCGCAACAAGGCAUACGUUGUAAAUAUGAUGAACAAAGAGGGGCAUCAAAUAAAGGCAUGCAGCCCUGUGGGACGUAGGUACUGCAGCAAUGAAUUUGCUGAAACACCUAGCUAUCUUGAUAUUAUUCGCACUGUCAAACAUUCGAACACUACAUGCAGCUUCAAGCAUUCUUCAUGUUCGGUAUUUAGAGUGGAAGUGCUUUGGAGUGGAUUGAAAAGUUCUUGAAGUGGGAAGGAUUUGUAUAUUUUGUCAGCAGUGACACAUUCCCUGUAGCCUUCUUUUUAUACCGCUAUUUUAAGUAGAAAAAACUCCACUAAUUUCUAUUUUGCUUGCCUGUUUCGCCUCUUCGACUGUCAUUGUUUUUUCGUUUUUAGGUAGCUUAUUUCAAACUGACUUAAUUCAUACACAUGGUUACGGGUACCUUAGUACACUGUUUACCAUUGCAAACAGUCGUCGUACAUGUGACUUGCACUCAUACGUUCGUAUGCGGGAUGUGUGUAGGGAUAGUUAUGUUAUGCCUCCCAAGAUUCACUACUCGUGUUUUACACUGUGACGCCAUGACCCUGUCUGCGAAGCAUGCAUCCUCCUUUAGUUUUGGCUUGUGGACAACUUGUUUUGCCUGAAAAGUGAGUAAAUUGACCCCGAAAAAUUGACUGAUUGUGCUCAACGCGCAAAGCUCGGCACCACAACGAUACACUAUUGGAGCGUUCGCUUUUAGAAUGCUCUAUUUUCAACCGUUUUCUAUAUUAUUUUUUAUUUCUUGCUUCUAGGGACUCGCCGUAGGGCAUACAUGGUUCUCUUCUUUUUUCUUUUAACCACCAAUCAGAAAAGUUGCCUCUGACAGAUAGUGCAAUUGUAGACCGUGAGAUGUAUUCGAAGCGUCGGAUAUUACGAGCGAAGCAUCGAAAUGUAUAAACUGAAAUAAUAAACUGAAAUAAUAAACUGAAACUGAAAGAAGGGAAGCAAGCGAAAAGCAGCGCUGUCGCGAGCGGUCGCACCUUGCGCGAUUCUACAGUGAUUUGGAACGCGCUGUUGCAGCUGAAGCCCGGAAACAACUGAGCACUCCGUAAUGGAAUGCCACUGUAUUCAUUCAGCAACACCAGCGGGGAACAUCCACCUUCCAGAAGUAUUGGGAUUCAAAGUGGACAGAAAGAAUAGCUGGGCCAGCAGCCGAGACAAGCAAGAGAAGUUUAUAUGGUAUCGGUGAAAAAAGAAAAGAAAAAGAUGGGGUUAAACCGAUAGAAGCGGAGUCGUUACAGUACACUGUACACCAGAAAUAGUGGUUUUAGUGGAGAUAGUAAAAAAUCACGGAGAAAUAGACGAAGUACCAAAUUGCUACAUGUACAUUAUAUUGAUUAGCUCAAGCAGACUAGGUACCUAACUAUCCGAAGGUUUAACCAAAGCACAUGCUUUAGACGGAAUAGCGAAAUAGGCACAACUAUCUAUAUACGAUCUAUAUCUAUCAUAUAUAAGCUAUCGUCGCACCGUCUCGAAGAGGACGUCAAACGAGAUCAUCAUCAUCUCAGAUCUCACUUGAGCGGCGACAUCGAAUGGAAGCAAAACAAAUGCUUCGCACGCAAACCCGUGCUAUUAAUGCGUAAAGAGCUCCUGUGCAUGCAUGGGUGUGGCUAAGUUCACCUCUGUGGAAUGAUUCGGCAAAUACACUAGAGGAAUGACAUCACUCAAGGCGUGAAAACUGCUCCGAAGACGAGGUAUCGCGAUGCACAGCAUUCAGUUGAGCGCGGCCACUCCAGUGCGGGAUCGAGCAGCAGUGACGACGCAAAAACUGUGGCUGUAUGUUUCAAUAAAUUUCUGCCAUCGA